Molecule: messenger RNA, 636 nt
Organism: Penicillium cinerascens
Lineage: Eukaryota; Fungi; Ascomycota; Eurotiomycetes; Eurotiales; Aspergillaceae
Exons: 1
Coding region: 1-636 (211 amino acids)
Molecular function (GO): protein binding
Source: RefSeq, a predicted model, not a curated record
AUGGCCAGUGAAAUCGACAUCUUCAACCAUUACCCGCUAUUCAUCGACCCCUCAUCCAAAGCCAUCUCCCUCCCCCAAUCCUCCGCCUACACAUCCGUCCAAAGAAGCAACAUCAACACGGAACUCCAAGAACUCAACGAUCUGCACCGUUCCCUGCUUAGCCUUGAUCCCCCAAACAUUCCCCCACCCCCACUUCCCGUCAACCCCAAGCGCAGCGCCCAAAUCACCAAACUGCGCGACAGCGGCAAUGCCGCCUACCGCAAGAACAAUCACGCCGAAGCCGUGCGCCUGUACACCUACGCCAUCGAAAUGGCCCUCGCUCGACCCGGCUGGGAACCCGUAACCCUGGCCCGCGAAGAAUUGGCCGGGCUCUUCGGGAACCGCGCGCAGGCCCUGAUGGGCCAGCAGGCGUGGCCGGAAGGAUACAUUGAUGCGAAGGCAAGUGUCGACUCGAAGCCCGUGGGGAAUGUCAAGGCUUGGUGGCGUGUUGCCAAGUGUCUUGCGGAGAUGAGUCGGUAUGCGGAGGCGAAGUCGUUCAUCCUGAAGGGGUUGGAGAUUGAGGGGAGGACUAGUGAGGGAGGAAAGGAGCUUGUUGCACUUUUGGAGGAUGUUGACGCUGCGUUGCAGCGGGCUUAA